ACAAAACAGUAUUUCCAACGAAAAUAUUUUAUACAAUUCUUUCAUAUCUUUAUUUUUAUAUGUUAAAUCAUUUUGUUUCUGUUUUUGUGUUGAAUUGUGUUCAAUAUAGCAUAACUUACUACCAGUGAAAACCAGAAAACGAUGGUAAUCUCGUCAGACCACGAGCGCAAUGGAAUUGCUGAUUUCUUCACCCAAACCGAUCCAGAGGUUCGAAAAGUUACGCUAGCCAUAGGAAAUAUCAUCUCCAAAAAUACCAUUAAAGAGAUCACUCUUGAAAAAUCACUUAAUGUCAUGCUGGAAAACUGUCGCGACGCAUCCUCGCUGUUAUCGAAGAACAUCGUAAAAACUGAAUUUAUCUUCAAAUACCUGCAAAAUUAUAAUGUUCAGCUCCCGCCAGAAAGUACAAAAUCUAGUCUUAUCAAACAGUGCGUCCAUUUCUGGCGGGUCAAAUAUGGAGCACCAGUGGAAGGUACAUCUAGCUCUGAUCCGCUAACGACCAUCCAUCCAUCCACCUCAGCGGAGUCCAGUUCCUCUAAUAGUACCAUGCAGAACGCCGCAAGUAAUCUGAAAAAUCUCGUAGCUACGGGUGGACCGAUGGGCAACAAUACGAACGGGCCUGGAUACGAAACGACCGAACCGGGACUAGAGCAGUAUCCGGUCAAUCUGCUCGCGUUGGACUACACAAUUUGGUUUUUUCUCAAAUGGAACCGUAACUCACUGGAUGAGAGUGCAUUUUGGCCGGAUGCAGUUUGCUCUGUAAUGCUCGAAAUCAGCGAAUCCCAGCAAGGGGUGGAAGAAGUCCGAGGACAGAAGGACAUAAUCAAUUUAAUUUUAAGCUUAAAGUUCCAAUAUAACUUCCAGUUCGUGCCAAAUGUCAUGUUCGAUGGUUGUCAGGGACGAAUUACUCAAAGCGGAGUACUAAUACUGUCCGUUGGUGUGGUGUACACCAACCGUGUUGGACCGGACAAUCGACAAACUAGUCUAGGUGAAUUUGAAAGUAUGAUUGGGCUGCGAAGAGAUCCACAAGAAAACAAUAACUGGAAAAUUACUAUGCUUAAGCUGUACAUACGAUACAAGCCCGUGGAUAAUUUACCUUCGUUGUCUAACAGUAAAAUGCUUACCGAUUGCUUGCUGAUUCCACUUAGUCUGGACAGUGUUUGAGUGCCUUAAAAUUUAUUGACAACUUAUAGGUAACAGUGUGCAGUAUCAUACGAAUGAAAAGAUGUGAACCGAAACGAAUUUAAAACAAAACUUAAAAAGUACACCAGUCGACAAUAAACGUGAUCAGAAACUAAA
Molecule: messenger RNA, 1296 nt
Organism: Malaya genurostris
Lineage: Eukaryota; Metazoa; Arthropoda; Insecta; Diptera; Culicidae
Exons: 2
Coding region: 142-1161 (339 amino acids)
Source: RefSeq, a predicted model, not a curated record